Dentiscutata erythropus is the source of this 146-nucleotide messenger RNA. The record is from the annotation of a GenBank genome assembly. NCBI's taxonomy places the organism in Eukaryota, Fungi, Glomeromycota, Glomeromycetes, Diversisporales, Gigasporaceae.
GGAUUUCCAAGUCCGUCGUGAAAAGGUUGCUCGUGCAUUAAUAUGGUUAAGAGAAAAUAAUCGGUAUUAUAAUAAAAUUACGAUUGAUGAAGGCGUCCUUCAGUCCUUACCUACAAAUGGUUACGUUGAUGACCAGCUUACAAAUA